Arctia plantaginis is the source of this 2382-nucleotide messenger RNA. The record is from the annotation of a GenBank genome assembly. Lineage: Eukaryota; Metazoa; Arthropoda; Insecta; Lepidoptera; Erebidae.
AUGGGGCUGAAAGUAAAGUGUGCAGUGUUUAUACUGGCAUGCCUUUGCCACGCGGUGACUGGUGCAACAAUCCUUGCUGUGUUCUCUUCUUUGUCCUUCUCUGACCACCUUGUUUUUAGAGGAUAUUUAUCAUUACUUGCACGAAAGGGUCAUUCCUUGAUAGUUAUGACACCAUACCCUGGACACUUUUCGUAUCCUGAAGUUGAAAAUAUUGUAGAACUAGAUGUUGGUCAAGCGUCUGCACCCUUUUGGGAAGAGUACAAAAAGCUUAUGACGAACACCAUUGAUCAUUACCAACGAUUAAAGGCUAUCAACGAAUUCUCAGUUAGAUUGGCAAUAGCGCAGUUGAAGUCGAAACAGAUGGUUGCACUGCUUAUAAAUCCUAAUAUACAUUUCGACCUAGUUAUCACAGAGGCUGAUGUGCCGUUACUCUAUGCGAUUGCUGACAAAUAUCGGGCUCCCCACAUUUCCAUCACUGCCUCGACUGGUAAGAUACAUCAGCAUGAAGCAAAAGGAGAUCCAAUACAUCCAAUUUUUUAUCCAGAUGUUAACGCAUUAAGCCAUGGUAAUAUGACUCUUUGGGAAAAGGUUAUCGAAUUUUAUCGCCACAUUCAAACAAAAAAUGAAUAUUAUAACAACUAUCUUCCUCUUUGUGAGCUGGCUGCAAGAAAGCUAUUAGGUCUAAAGAGACCUCUUCAAGAAGUGGAGUAUGACAUAGACUUGUUAUUUAUCGCAAGCAAUCCAGCUUUGACUGGUAACAGACCAACGGUGCCAGCUGUUGUGUAUGUCGAUCGUAUGCAUAUUAGACCGGGAUUGAGCUUGCCACAGGAUUUAUUGAAUGUUUUGGAUUCAGCGACUAAAGGUGUUGUUUACUUUAGUUUGGGAGCAAUACAGGAAGUAGAAAAGCUUUCUACAAGUAUUUUACAAACUUUUGCACAAGCCUUUCAAGAAUUACCAUUCACCGUACUCUGGAAAAUAGGUAACACGACCAUGUUCAAAAAACCUGAUAACUUGAUUUCUCAAACAUGGUUCCCGCAGCAACAAGUUUUGGCUCACCCAAACGUCAAGGCUUUCAUUACUCAUGGUGGCGCACGUUCCUUAGAAGAAGCAAUUUUUUACGAAGUUCCAAUUAUUGGAUUCCCAAAUGUUAAGUCUAGAAAAGUUUUUAUUAACGAAGUCACAAAGUAUGGCGCUGGCGAGAUUCUAGACCCGUACUAUUUGGAUAAGGAGACUGUUAAAGCUGUGAUUACUGCUGUUACCACUAAUGAAAAAUACAAGCUGGCUAUUUCAAAUUUAAAACACAAGAUCUUCGACUCUCUUGUAUCCGGUCCAGAUGAUGCUAUAUGGUGGACCGAGUAUCUUUUGCACCAUGGGACUGCACGUCACCUCCGUUCAUCUACUGUAGGGUUCACCUUGUCUAAAACCUGUCCAGGCCUAUAUUGCGGGCGCACAGAACUUGACGAUGGUUCAUGGAGUGAUUGUGGAGCCUGUCCGAGAGGUUUCCGAACUAACGCUUCUAGUUACUGCAUACAGUGUAUGGACGAACCGACGCUUUACGAUGGACUAUACCUGGGAUUUAUGGUGCUACUGCCCAUGGUUCUGCAUUGGUCCUUCAUAGAUAUGGUAGCUUAUGGAGAGUGUAAAAAAAAGGUCCUUGUUCAACACCUUUGUGCAUUUGUUGAAGUGGCAUCAGGCACUUUAGCUGCGCUAUUAGUGUUGCCUCCUAUGGGAACCAUAGCACUAAAUGUUUGCUCUCCAAAGGCACUGUCAGAUUGGUAUACGCUACUGCAUAACCCUCAGCCAGACUAUAAAGAGACCCUACAUUGUACCCAAGAAGCAGUGUAUCCAUUGUACACAAUAGUUCUUCUCAUCUAUGCAUUUAGCCUUCUGAUGACAAUUACUUUAAGACCUUGGUUGUUGACAUGGGAGCCAUCAAACCCCGGCAAGAAGGCAAUCUACAGUGCACUGUACUUCUACCCUAUAUUAGUGCUCAUACAUACUGUUGCUGCAGGCUUAAUAUACUGUUCCUUCCCGUACAUAAUAAUAAUAAUAUCUAUGAUGACAUCGGCAUCACAUUUCUCUAUUAAAAUCGAGCAGUCAGCUUGGCGAUUACUCAUGUCCACGGUCACUCGUCCUAGAAAUCUUGUCAUAGUAGUUGGACACUGGCUGGUGCAUGCAUACGGAAUCAUUUCUCUAACAGGAUUUAAGGAACUUUGCGCGUUAUUAAUUUAUCCUGAUUUCUAUCGAAUUUUGCCCGCAAUCAUUGAAAAGAUCGGUUAUCUGAUCAUGUCUCCUCCAAGAUCAAAGUGUGCUACGUGGUCCAAAGAAAGCUUGAGAGCGGCAGUUAAUGAUGAUUCGAUUAUGUUUCAAGGCUUUAUUUAG